Moneuplotes crassus is the source of this 1529-nucleotide messenger RNA. NCBI's taxonomy places the organism in Eukaryota, Ciliophora, Spirotrichea, Euplotida, Euplotidae. The record is from the annotation of a GenBank genome assembly.
UAAAAUGUCAAAAGAUAAUUUUGAAUUCGACUUUGAAGAUGACCAAGAUCUCGAAGAACUUGGGAAGAUUAAUAUUCAGAGCGAAGGAAACCCAUUUGGACAAGAAAAUGUGUACUAUGAAGGGGCUGAAAAAGCUGCUAUUAGAGAAAUGCAGGAGAUUGAAGAGGUAGAUGAAGGCACUGCUAAGCAAACAACUAAUUCGCAAAAGACAGAUUCUGCCAAUAGAUAUAUGUCUAAAGAAAAUUCUCAGAAUAAGCAAAGUAUCGGAUUCCAUCCUAGCCUGAAUGAAUACGAUGCUACAGAGAUUAUAGACAAGAAGCCUAGUCAUGCUCAUAAUUCUAGAUUUGUGGGCAGGCAUGGGUCUUUGUCAAAGCCUAAAUUUGGAAACCAAAGUUUUGGAGUUGGGAACAAGCCCAAAAACAUGAACCAAGAGGACCUAAUUUCUGAAAUUACUGAACUAAAGAAGUCAAAUCGUAAAGAUCUUGACGAGAUAAAACGAUUAAAAUCAGAACAAAUGAAGAUUGAGAACCUAUACCGUAGAUAUAAGGAACAAGAAAAUGAUAUCUUCACAGCUGAAAGGAUUCUAACUCAAAAUGAUGAAAUCAGGGUAUUUAACAAAACAAAUUUGAUGCCAGAAGUGAACAAGAUCAAGAAAAUGUUGAUGAAUAAAAUCAAGUCAGGAAAGCCUAAAACCUCUUUCAUGUCAAAAAGAGUAAAGAGUAGUCAUAAGGGUCAAGCAAAAACCACUAAGAAUACCAAUCUUGUAUGCAGAAGUUGAAAGAUGAUGUCUCAUCAUAAAUCAGAUAAUGAAAGAUUCAUUACCGGUGCUCCUGAAGACGGUGUCACUAAAACUAUUGUCAGAAUCCAGAUCAAGAAACUUAAAGAACUCAAAGCCAGCCUCGAAGAAGAUCUAAGCCAAAAAGAAGCUGAACUUGGCAAAUUACGGAAAAACAAUGCUCCAGAGACAGAGAAAUCAGUUGAGAAAGAGUUAAAAUAAGUCCUUGAAUAUCCUCAGAGGGCUAAGAAAGAAAUUUGUGAAACUGAGUCAAGAAAAUGGGUCAGCUUAUGAGCAAGAUAUCGACCCGAUUGUCAAGUCUAUUGACAAGGAGCUCAAUAAGAGUAGAAAGUGGAGAAAUGAUGAUAUAUCAGCAGUGAAAGAUCAAUCUAAGCAUGAAGAAGUCAAAGAGUCAAUAAAGGAAGAAGCUCAAGAGCCAGAAGAGCAAGUGAUGUGAGGAAAGGAAAUCGAGAAUUUUGAUACAACUCAAGAUGAAAAAGAGCUACAGAAAAAGUUGGAGGAACUGGAGAAAGAGCUAGCACUUAGUGAUGAAGAAUUUGAAAAGAGGCUCAUAGAUAGACUUAAGAAAGAAAUAAAAACAAGCAAGCACAAGAUCGAAAAAGGACUCAAAAAGGAAUAUAUUACAAAGCAAAAACAGAUAUACAAAUCCAAAGACGAAGAAAUCAGGAGGCUUCAAAAGGAGAAUGAUGAACUCAGUAGUCACAUCUCUCGUAUUAAGAUCCUGCUCUCUUAA